CCAAAGCCAAGCAGCAGCAGCAGGCGAACGAUAUAGCUAGCUCGCUCGCUCGCUCCCGACUUUGUAGCCAACUUUUGCCAGUGCUAUAUACGGUGUGCCUUCGAGACGACGGACGACGGUGUGUGCGUCUCUUCUCUAUCUCUCUCCGCGUUUAAAGAGCGAAUACAUAGAGAAAAUUAUAUCAAUCGCGUGUAUAAUCGCGGAAAGGAGACAUCGGAUCGCGUGAGUCUUCUCGGUCGUCGAGCGGGGGAGAAGACAACAACGACGACGACGAGUAAAAAAAAAUAUUGUGCGCGUGAAGGCGGACGAGGAUUUUUAAAAGAAGUGAAUGGUCGAAAAAAUAGAGGAGCCGCCGAAGGCCACUCGAUAAAGGAAAGAGAUUCGUGGUGUUGACCAGCCCGAGUUGUGCAUGUAAAAUAGUCGUCGACUGCGAAUGCCACUGUAGCAGGAGCAGGGCACCAACGCACCAACACACACACAUAUAUGUAGACAAGCUGAUUGCAGCUGACAGCUCCGCAUAUAGUCUGCUGUGUGUGUGCGCGCGUGUAUAUACACAGGAGCGCAGCAGAGUUUUAGAGAGCAGAAGACGCAGAUAGAGAGAAGGCAAAGGAGCAGAAUAUAUAAUAUUCAAAAAAGUUUGACGUUGUGUAGUCGUCGUCGUUGCCGUAGCUGCUUUUCCAGGGAUCUUUUAAAGAACCCGUAUCACAUCGAAGUUAUUGUGCCUCGAUCGACAAACGCCACCCCAAACGCACAAGGUUCAUCGCGCUCUGCAGCCAUCAUACAGCUCAUCACACAGAUAUCGCUUCUUUUUCUCUCUCACACUCGAUCUUCUUCCUCUCUAAACUUGCCUGUCUCUCAUCACUUUACACACUUAAACACACUUGCACCGCACGACGUGAUAAUCAGUAGUCCGAUGCAAGUCUGCCGCACGUUGCCAAAGGCUUCAGAACGUUAAGUCGCCUGAGACGCAAGCUCGUCCGAGCCAAUACAACCGCCGCUUCAGCCGGAGUAGCAGUAAGCGAGCUCGAGGACCAUCGUGAGAAUAACAAGGAGGAAAAAGAAGCGGAAGAGGAGCAGCAGCGAGCGACCACUUGGUCGAAUCGUCGGAGUUGGCGUCGCUCCGAGUACCGGAGAAGAGGCAGGGCGGCCACGAUGCCGGCGGCCAGCGGUAUCGGCGCCUCGUACAGGUCGCUCGGUGACCUGGGCGAGGACGUCUACAAGAGCACGACCGUAGCUGAUAAUAAUGGCGGCGGUGGUGGCAUUGGCACCACCACCACGGCGAGCGUGCUCGAGUCCGUGAAGAAGGCCUUCAGCUUCGCCGCGCCGGCAGUGAUGAAGGUCGACUUCGCCCAGGGCAGGAAGAAAGAGCCGCUGAUCGAGGAGCAGCAGCGACGCGAGACGAUCUCGAUCGUGUCCAGAGAUAAAGCCAAGAUGCCGACCGCCGCCAGUGCUGAGGAAUCGGCCCUUCUGGGCGCCAUGCCGUCGGACAGUAUGGACGACAUCGAGCUGAAGAACAUCCAGCUGCAGUUCCCGGCCCUGAGGUACCUGUCGAGGGACGACGGCUCGGUGCACGAGGAGCGAGUGGAGACCGACAAGGGCUCAGUCGUGGUCGCCGUCCAGGGCAAUCGUGCGAAACCUGCCAUUAUCACGUAUCAUGAUCUAGGCCUUAACUAUAUCUCGAGCUUCCAGGCGUUUUUCAAUUACAUCGAUAUGCGAGUCCUGCUGGAGAACUUCUGCGUCUAUCACGUGAACGCACCCGGCCAAGAGGAGGGAGCGCCGUCGUUCUCCGACGACUACGUGUACCCGACGAUGGACGAGUUGGCCGAGCAGCUGCUCUUCGUGAUGGGCCACUUCAGGCUGCGCAACGCCAUCGGCUUCGGGGUCGGCGUCGGCGCCAACGUCCUGGCGCGCUUCGCCCUGGCCCACCCGGACAAGGUCAACGCCCUGUGCCUCAUCAAUUGCGUCUCGACGCAGGCCGGCUGGAUCGAGUGGGGCUACCAGAAACUCAACUGUCGCCAUCUGCGCUCGCAGGGCAUGACCCAGGGCGUCCUCGAUUAUCUCAUGUGGCAUCAUUUCGGCAGGGACACCGACGAGCGCAAUCACGACCUCGUGCAGGUCUACAAGAACUACUUCGAGCGGCGCGUCAAUCCGACGAAUCUGGCCCUGUUCAUCGACAGCUACGUGCGCCGCACCGAUCUCAACAUCGUGCGCGAGCUCGACCCCACCCGCAAGAAGGACAACACGACCCUGAGCGUGCCGGUGAUGAACAUCACGGGCUCGCUGAGUCCCCACGUCGAGGACACGGUGACGCUCAACGGACGCCUCGAUCCCACCAACAGUUCGUGGAUGAAGAUAUCCGAUUGCGGAAUGGUGCUGGAGGAGCAGCCCGGCAAAGUGAGCGAGGCCUUCCGAUUGUUCCUGCAGGGUGAAGGAUAUGUGCCGAACUGCUCGGGAAGACUCAGUACGGCGUCUACAACACCCGAAGCCGCACCACUAUCCCCGCUAAAAAUGGCCGAUUACAGACUAGCGUCGCUCGAAGGGCUGAAUCAUAUCUGCAGUAAGAAAAUAGACUGGCCCACCGCAACCAUGCGCAUCAUUGAGAAUCCCUUGCCAGAAACAGCCGUUUGUUAAGGCCAGUUAUGAGAAGUCACGACACACACCCACGUGCAUCAUCAAUGAGCAGCGAAAAAAAUUCCCAUUUCUAUCGAGAAAAAGAAGAAGAUCGAGAAGAAAAUCCGAACGGAAAAUGUUUUCAUCCUCCAUCGCAUGUACUUUUGCGUCUAUAUUGCUCUUGGCAUUUGUGUAUAUUUUAACAAACUAGAUCUGAGAUAUGAAACAAAACCAAAAAAAAAAGGAAUAAAAAAAUCUGUCGCGUUGAUUGCUUGAAGCGCGACUGCGUCUGAUUGUGUGUGCUUGUGUGUGAGUGCGAAAAGUGCGUAUGCCGCAGAUAAAAAAUGCAAAUACAGACGAUAGAAAACCUUCAAGAUUUUCAUUUCGCCCUUUCGAACUUAUGCUGUUAAAUAAAAGCAUUGAAUGUACUUCGCUCACACAAAAAAAAAUAUUAAUAAAUAAAAACAAAAGGGUUGUCGAAAUUUCCUAAAAAUUUCAUUUUAUAAUCAACUCUAAGAUGGAUUACGAUUAGAUUUUAAGGGCUUUUUUCACUGAAAAAUACAAAAUCAUAUCUAAAACUAAUGGAAAAAAACUGUAUUUUUUGCAUUCCAAUUUUUCUUCGAGAGAUCUGUAUUACCUUGAAGAGAUCUGAUGCUUUUGUCGAACACUUCUAUAGUUCACUAUACAUCACGUGUGUGUGUGUGCAUAGUUUUGUAAUUAUCUUGAAAACGAGAAAAACAACCUCAGCCUCUACUUUUUGAGUUCUUCGUGAAUCAAUCGCAACAACGAGUGAGGAGAAUAAAAAAAAGUCGCUUUUGCGACACACAAGAGAGAAACUAGAGUGCGUGUUUGUGUGUGCGUUAGGCGUGUAUAGGUAGCGAAUUAAUUCACACCGUGAUUCAUCGCGUUCCAUGGGUUUAUUGCUGGCCGCGCGUGAAAAUUGAAAAAAAAAGCCCGAGAGCAUGCGUAUAGAAAAUCGGAUUAUUAUUUUCGACAGAGUCAUGUUCCCGAUAUCGCAUCCAGUCGCUAAUUGAACGGUGAACUGCGACGUUCGUCGUUGUUUUGCGACACACACACACACAUACAAGUAGAUUGUAUACACUAUAAAUGCGGCAAAUGAAUUGAAA
Trichogramma pretiosum is the source of this 3737-nucleotide messenger RNA. RefSeq names its product protein NDRG3 (gene MESK2). Gene Ontology annotation, biological process: signal transduction. The transcript has 10 exons. Gene Ontology annotation, cellular component: cytoplasm. The record is from RefSeq and is a predicted model, not a curated record. NCBI's taxonomy places the organism in Eukaryota, Metazoa, Arthropoda, Insecta, Hymenoptera, Trichogrammatidae. Bases 1153 to 2631 code for a protein of 492 amino acids.